GUCACUGGAUGUUAGUUUACUGCAGGGGGAGCUAGUGGUGCUAUGGAGGGUAGUAGUGGAUAGAGUGCACCUGGGUCACUUGAGCUCGGUAGUCAAUCACGUGAGGUUGUGGAUGAUGACGGUGAUGAUGAUGCUCAAUGGUGGUUUGCGGCAUGCUAUGGAGAGCCAGCUCUACUUUUCAUCUUUACCUCCAUCUCAAAGGGUCUCCUGCAGCUUCGGUGCCUUCCUCUGCAGGGAAAAGCGAUUGGAUAACAUUCGCAUAAUGACUGAAACGGAAACCCUAACUUGUCACACUGGCAAGCAGCCUAAUGGAGAUGCCCCAACAAACACAUCGGAGGAGCAGUGUGUUUUUGACCACACCUAUAAAGCAAAAACGGGUGCCAGACCACCGGUGGUGGUGGUGUGGAGAAAUGUUAUCCUGAUGUCACUCUUACAUCUCAGUGCUCUUUAUGGACUGACACUAAUUCCCUCUGCAUCACCUUUAACUCUUGUAUGGGCUGCAGCGUGUUACUUCAUUGGUAAUCUUGGGGUGACCGCUGGAGCACACAGGUUAUGGAGCCACAGAUCCUAUAAAGCCUCUUUUUCCCUGCGAGUCUUCCUCAUGCUCUGUCAGUCUGUGGCCUUUCAGAAUGACAUAUACGAGUGGGUGAGAGACCACCGUGUGCACCACAAGUACUCUGAGACGGACGCAGACCCCCACAAUGCAAAGCGGGGAUUUUUCUUCUCCCACGUGGGUUGGCUGCUGACCCGCAAGCAUCCUGACGUCAUUGAAAGGGGAAAAAAACUGGAUCUGUUAGACCUGAAGGCAGACGAAGUGGUCAUGUUUCAGAAAAGGUACUAUAAGCUCUUUGCAUUGACUCUUUGCUUCAUCACGCCCACGGUGGUGCCCUGGUACUUCUGGGGUGAGUCCUUGAAGGUGGCGUACUUCGUGUCUGCGCUCCUGAGAUUAGUUUUAUCGCUCAAUAGCACCUGGCUGGUCAACAGUGCUGCACACCUGGGGGACAAGAAGCCUUAUGACAGGAACAUUAACCCCUCGGAAAGCCCACUGGUUGCUUUUGCCGCCGUAGGUGAAGGCUUCCACAACUACCAUCACACAUUUCCUUAUGAUUAUUCUACCAGUGAGCUUGACUACUGGCUCAAUCCCACCACUGCUUUUAUAGAUCUCAUGUGCUGCCUGGGUUUGGCCAAGGACCGCAAGAGGGUGUCAAAGGAAACGAUUGUUGCUCGCAUGAAGCGAACGGGUGACAGCAGCCACAAGAGCGGAUAAAUCACAUGAGACACAAACUCUGUGAUCUUUCUCUCUGAUCCGUAAUUGAUGCCAACAUGUUGAACCAAGACAGAACAUAGAAACAGGGGUAGCAACAUUUCGGUGGUGGGGCAGUGUUUAACGCUUCGGACUGUAUGUUAACCCUUUUCCUGAAACCAAUAUUGUUUUUAAAGAGUUGUACAACUUUCAUUAGAUUCUGUGGCUCUCUUUUAAGUUUUGAAGUGUCCUCACUGACAAUAAUCCCGCCUGCAACUUGGCUACACGUGCAGGCACAGCCCUGUAACCAUAUUAUCAUGAAAAAGGCUAAUGAAUUUAACUCUUUAGCCAGCAGUACAACCGAGCAGGUCUCUAUGAGCAGUGUGUGACUGCAGCAAUUAAACAAUAACACCUCUUAUGCAUUCAUGUUAUAUUUUUUAAUAGUCUACGGCACUUUAUAAGCUUAUUAGUGAGAUUUGCAGGCAAGAUUCAAUCAUCUCUGUUAGCUGAGAGCCUUUUGCUCUAAUUGUCAGCAGUACUUUAUUCAUGUUUGUCUGUUUAAGUUAAGGUUUACCCUAAAUUUUUGGCAAGCCAGUCAUCUUAGUCAACCAUAAGAUAUUGUUUUCAAGUCAAACCCAGGACCAAAACUGUUCCCCUUAAUCCGACCAGAGUAAACUUGGUUGGAUACUGUUCAGAUGUGUUACACUUUGUUUUACUUUUACAGGUAAAGUUUGAGAGUCAAGACAAUACCUUGAGGACAAAAGACUUCUCACCCUUCAUUGGAAAAGAGACAUUUUUUUUUAACUUUUGUUAUUUAUUCAGUCAAAAAGCCAAUGCUUUUUGUUUAUGCCCAAACAUAUUUAGCUUUAAAACCAGAUCCAACCUUGUUACAUCAUGAAUAGUACUGUUUUAAUACUUAGUCACAUUUCUUCUUUUGCACAACAACAACUGGUUGCAUUUACUAAUUGAUGUUUGAAUGCUUUAAAAGAAAAUGCACAUUUUGUCAAAGAUAUGUUUGCCUGCUGUAUGCACA
This is a messenger RNA of Plectropomus leopardus (leopard coralgrouper), 2276 nucleotides long. Its product is annotated as acyl-CoA desaturase-like. The record is from RefSeq and is a predicted model, not a curated record. NCBI's taxonomy places the organism in Eukaryota, Metazoa, Chordata, Actinopteri, Perciformes, Serranidae. Gene Ontology annotation, molecular function: stearoyl-CoA 9-desaturase activity; iron ion binding. Gene Ontology annotation, biological process: unsaturated fatty acid biosynthetic process. Gene Ontology annotation, cellular component: endoplasmic reticulum membrane.